AUGGCUUCUUCAUUAGAUCAACUCAAGGCCUCUGGCACAACUGUCGUCUGUGACUCCGGCGACUUUGCUACCAUUGAGAAGUACAAGCCACAGGAUGCCACUACAAACCCAUCCCUUAUCUUGGCCGCUGCUAAGAAGCCCGAGUACGCCAAGUUGAUCGAUGCCGCUGUUGAGUACGGCAAGCAGAAUGGUUCCACCAUCGACGAACAAGUCGAUGCUUCCCUCGACCGUCUCCUCGUCGAAUUCGGCAAAGAAAUCCUCAAGAUCGUCCCAGGCCGUGUCUCCACCGAAGUCGACGCCAGCUUCUCCUUCGACAAGCAAGCUUCGAUCAACAAGGCCUUGAGCAUCAUCAAGCUCUAUGAGUCCGUUGGUAUCUCCAAGGACCGUAUCCUCAUCAAGAUCGCCAGUACCUGGGAGGGUAUCCAAGCCGCCAAGGAAUUACAAGCACGGGGUAUCAACUGCAACUUGACACUAUUGUUCAGCUUGCCCCAGGCCAUUGCUGCCGCUGAGGCCGGUGCUUUCCUCAUCUCUCCAUUUGUUGGCAGAAUCUUGGAUUGGUUCAAGGCUGCUACUGGAAAGACCUACUCCGGUGCUGAGGACCCUGGUGUCAAGAGCGUCGAGAGCAUCUUCAACUACUACAAGAAGUUCGGAUAUAACACCAUUGUUAUGGGAGCCAGCUUCAGAAAUACCGGAGAGAUCGUUGAGCUCGCUGGAUGUGAUUACUUGACUAUCUCCCCCAACUUGUUGGAGGAGCUUUACAACAGCACAAACGCUGUUCCAAAGAAGUUGGAUGCUGCUAGUGCAUCCACCCUCGACAUUGAGAAGAAGUCCUACAUCAAUGACGAGGCUACUUUCCGCUACGAUUUCAACGAAGACCAGAUGGCCGUUGAGAAGUUGAGCGACGGUAUCAGGAAGUUCGCCGCCGAUGCUGUUACCCUCAAGGGAAUCUUGAAGACCAAGUUGUCUGCUUAA
This is a messenger RNA of Orbilia oligospora ATCC 24927, 972 nucleotides long. RefSeq lists its product as uncharacterized. Bases 1 to 972 code for a protein of 323 amino acids. The transcript has 5 exons. Gene Ontology annotation, cellular component: cytoplasm; intracellular anatomical structure. NCBI's taxonomy places the organism in Eukaryota, Fungi, Ascomycota, Orbiliomycetes, Orbiliales, Orbiliaceae. Gene Ontology annotation, biological process: pentose-phosphate shunt, non-oxidative branch; pentose-phosphate shunt; carbohydrate metabolic process. Gene Ontology annotation, molecular function: transaldolase activity. The record is from RefSeq and is a predicted model, not a curated record.